CGCUCUGCCCGGCCCUCCUGCCCCGGCCCCGGGGCCCGGCCCUGCCCGCUGCUCGGGUCCCGGCGGCGCUCGGGGGGCAGGGCGGGCCGGGAGAGGUGGCCGCAGUCCCCGCCUCUCCCGCGGGCUGCUCGGCGCUAAGGCCGGGGCCGCAGGAGCAGCUCUCCGGCGCCGCGGCCCGCCGGAGCCAUGAGCUCCCACCGCAGCGAGAGCGACUGGCAGGGGCUGCUGAGCGAGUAUCUGGUGUGCAAAAGGAAGCUCGAAAGUAAAAAGGAGGCAUUGCUAAUCCUGUCCAAAGAGCUGGACACCUGUCAGCAAGAAAGAGACCAGUACCAACUUAUGGCCAACCAGCUGCGGGAACGACACCAGUCUCUGAAAAAGAAGUAUCGGGAGCUGAUUGAUGGGGAUCCAUCACUUCCACCUGAAAAGAGGAAACAGGCAAAUCUUGCUCAACUACUGAGUGAGGCUCAAGAUCGAAAUAARCAUCUUGGAGAAGAGAUUGGAGAGCUUCAGCAGAGACUGGGAGAAGUACAAGGGGACAAUAAGCUCCUUCGAAUGACCAUAGCAAAGCAAAGACUGGGAGAUGAUGAAGUUGGGGCUCGCCACUUUGCAGCACAUGAACGGGAGGACCUUGUUCAACAGUUGGAGAAGGCUCGAGAACAAAUUGAGACUCUGAGAUAUGAUCUUCAGGCUGCACUGGAUGAGUUACAGGAUGUGAAAGAGGAACGCUCUGUUUACCAAGAUAAGUCUGACAGACUAAACCAAGAACUGAAUCAUGUCUUAGGAGGACAUGAAAACCGUAUCAUUGACAUAGAUGCUCUGUGUAUGGAGAACAGGUAUCUUCAAGAGAGAUUAAAACAACUUCAAGAGGAAGUCAACCUUCUGAAGUCCAGUAUUACUAAAUAUAAGAAUGCACUAGAGAGACGAAAAAAUUCAAAGACUCAUAGUAGAUCCAGUAGCAGUGCUCUGACUGGAGUCCUUUCUGCAAAGCAAGUCCAAGAGUUGUUGUCGGAGGAUCAUGGAUGUAGCCUACCAGCCACACCACAAUCCAUUUCAGAUCUCAAAUCACUGGCCACUGCAUUACUGGAAACCAUCCAUGAAAAAAACAUGGUCAUACAACACCAAAGGCAAACCAACAAAAUUCUAGGUAAUCGAGUGGCAGAACUAGAAAAGAAAUUAAGAACUUUGGAAAUCGCUGGCUUGUGGAGUCUUCCAGGUGGGAAGGAUACGAUAACGUUCAGUGACCCGGCCCUGCCCGUGRUACAGCGCUCCAGGUCACCGUUAGCGUUUCCUGAUAAACCACAGAGAACYGAAGUACAAGCAGAACAGAAGGGAGAAUGUGAUGAAAGUUGUGCUGUUGCAAGUGAGCCCCUAGCUCCAGAGGGGAAAAGCCUAAAUAACAGAAACCAAAAUAAACAUUUUUACCCUUCAUUACCCCAGCUACCUUCUGAAGAGGAAGACAUAAACAAGCUUGGAAGUCAGAUAAUUAAACUGACAGUUGCAGAACUGGAAGGGAAAAGAGGAGGCGCUCCUGUGGGGGAGCAGAACAUGGGAGUUGGAGCAGAGCUUAAUGAUUCAUCAGAGGCAGAGUUCCCACUUUCCAGCCCUGAUCCAUCUGACCCCACAGAUCCCUCAAACUCUGAGAAUGAACGAACAGGUGAAAGUGAGGCCCUGAAAGACAAUAACAAAACCUCAGAGAGGGAUUGUGAAAUUCCAAAUGAAACAGGGGAUCAAAAUAGCAACACCAUGGAUGCGGUGCAUACUGAAGACGCUGGAAGGCAUGGAGGGCUCAGUGUUACAACUGCAGACACAAAUAACAGCUUUGAGGAGCUCUCUGARUCUGAAAACAAGAAACCAUCUGAUGCUGCUGAAAACCGUGAAUAUUUUGAUAACAGUUUGGCUUGAGCUAAUCUCAUGAAAAUGAAGGGAGUUACUUCACCAGAUACUGAGAACCCAAUUUAAUGAAGCUCUGAAGGAAACAUCGUCAGAGAAGCCAGAAGUCUUACUGUGAGAAACAGCGAUGCUGUUCCAAAGCAAGGAAAACAGCAAGAGGAGAACGGGUCAUGCCCUGUCUACCUACAUGGCUCUGUCRGUUUCUGAAAUUGCAUUCCUCUUUUUACAGGAGCUGGAACGGCCCUUGGGCUUAGUUAAUGGGUGGCAGAUUUCAGCCUACUCCAUCUGUGCUCUCCUUCURAAGGAAUUUUGUGUCCUUUUUAUUUUGUUAUUUGGAAUUAAGGAUAACUCUUCCUUUCCUCCUUAUUUCACCAGUCUGUGGUAUGAUAAAAGGAUUAUUUGCAUUGCUGCUAUUUUCUUAAACUUCUUCUCUUGAAGAGGUUUAGUCAUAGAAAAACAUUCCUAUAAUAACUGGGGGAAAAGGGAGCUGCUGUGUCAUUCCCKAGCUCAGUCCUGAUGCUGGAGCUGUGCCACUCUGCUUCGAGGAAGGCAGCAACGAGGGAAUACUUAACACUGAAGUUAGCAGCUGUUGGAGAAGGGGAGGCAGGUCUUUCCUCUCCUGUUUGUAGCAUAAGGAAUACUUUCUGCAGCUGUGGGGCUUCUAUGGGCCAGCAGCCAUCAAGGCAAUUUUUUCUGCUGGCUUGGGACCUAAUUGUCUGUAAAUGUUCAUUUCUCACUCCUAGAACUUGAAACCAAUCAGAGAGAAUUAAAGCAAAUUUAAUAAAAUACUACUAAUAAAAAGGAAAAUCCCUCCCAGAUUGAGUACUUCUUUGACAAAUAACUGCCASCUGCAAGUUUUUACAGCCCACUUGUCAGCUACUGAAUAAAGAGAGUUUAUAUUAGCAGUACUGACAACUCUUCUGUAUGUAUAAGAUGAGYUAGCAGGUGCUGCCAUAAUCAAGGUGUCAGAGUCCAUGAAUGGUUURUAUUCAGCAGAAGAAAGGCUGUAUGUAAAUUAUUAUGUAUAAAUAUAAGGAGUGAUAGUCAGAAGGUGAAAAAUGUGGCUUGUCUCUGUUCUCAUGUGUUUUCCCUAGCAGGUGCAUUUGUGUAGCCCUUUCAGUGUCUGUCUGCAGGAUAUAAAGCCAUACUUACAGGGCUCCUCAAAUAUGUUUACUCUGUKUUUAAGGGUAAUUGGACAUUGCAGCAUUCCAUUGAUGUUAAGCAGCAGUCCUUAGGAACAAAAGUUAUAUAAAUAUUUAAGUGUAUWAGGGAAAGGACGCAGUAAAAAAAAAAUGUUGUCCUGAUCACCAUUAAAAUUCCUCAUUACCUGAAAAAAAACAAAACAAAACAAGAGUUUAAGUGUAUGAAAGACUGUUUAGCUGUUCCCAGUAAUUGUAACUGACUACAUUAUUGACUCAUUUUUGUGACAGUCAGAAGAGAAAUUGCUGUAGAAACUAAAAUCUCCAGGAGAACGUGAGGAUUUUUUCCUCUAAAGCCUGAAUAUCACAUGAAGUAGCAUUUUAUUUCAGAUGUAUUUUUUCUAUCUUUCCCAGGCUGAUCCUGCACAGAGCUAAAUAUCAGUGCAGUCAGAAUGAGGCAAGCAAAUACAAAGGUCARGAUUUCCUGUGGCUGAGAAAUGCUGAGGGUCUUUUAUUAUUUCCCUGUCCUGUGUCUUUCCUGACAUAGAAAUGUUCAAAUGAGCAUUUUGCUCACGGUCCCUUAACARCCAGUUAAUGCUAUUAGGUAAUGAAAGCUUGGUGUAAGGUUGGAGCAGUGCUGGAUCAACAGCUUUUUAGUGCCUCAUUUGCUGAUUCUUUUCAGUAUGUCUUUUCUAUGAGAGCAUACUGAUGUUCUACACAACAAUUAGGGCAUCUUGGUAAUUGUCCUCACACCAUUUUCCCCCUUAGAUUCCAUUUUUAAAUCCUAGCAAUCAGUAAAGUCCAGUAAGAUACAUAGUUCUCUGAAAACCUCAUUUUCAGUGUGAUGCCACUGCUGCAAUACUGCCCCUWUACUUCCUGCUCUAGCAAAUGUGUAUUCUAGCUACAUUUUUAGCCUUCUCCCAGGAAUACAAGACUUCAAAGCAAGGAGACUUGUAAAAGUAAGACAUUGUUGCUGCACUAGGUGAUAAUUAAAUAUUCUUGUCAGUAUCUUCCUCAGAUGCUGCUUUAAUUGUUGUGCUAUCUUAACAAUUAUUUUUUCCCCCCAGUAAAUUUACCUGGGUUUUUUGUGCUUUUUUUUUGUGCACUCAACACUACCUUAGAUUUGGGGGUAGUGGUUGUGUUUUGUUUUUUAAGACCUGUGUUCCCUUUUUUUUCCUACUUUAGAAGUGCAGAGAUGACAACCAGAUAUAUAAGCCUUUUUGGUAUUGGGCUUUGGAGAAGCAAACUGGGAAGGGAAUUUUGUGGCAGGGGUAUGGAGAAGCUGCAUCUCACAAACUGAUUUUAAGGAGGUUGUCUUACCUAAAAGUGAAAUCAUGCAUUAUCUGUGAGAAGGAUUUCAUUUGGAAGUAUGAUGUUGUGCUUAUUGGAAAAACGAUGUUCACUGAAUUUGUAAAAUAAGUGUGUGAAAAUGAGAGAUUAAGAAGUAUCUUUUAGAAUGCUGCUUCUUUUCUAAGUGAGACUAUUUUUACGCAUAUGGGAAUUUGUAUAAUAAAGGCAGUGGAAUUUCUUUAAUCCCUAUGAGCUCAGGAAUGUAUUUCAAAAUCUUAACUGAGAUUAAGUUGAAAAUCAGCUACAUUUCUAAAAGAUAGCAUUUUGUUUACCAGCUUCUGUUUUGUAGUUUGCUUUCUAAAUUAUGCAGUUUAAUUUAUUUGCAAACCACUCUUUUGUUGCUGCCUGGAUUAACAGCACAACAUGGUUAAACUAUAUUAAUUAACUUUGUCUUCUUUAAUAAAAGCAUUUCCUGAUAUACUUGUUCUACCUGCUUGUUUCCUUUUCUCUUCUCAGUAUCAGAUGAGUGAUAGCCAUGGGGUGAUGUUUU
This is a messenger RNA of Malurus melanocephalus (red-backed fairy wren), 4869 nucleotides long. It is a transcript of the gene CCDC149, whose product is annotated as coiled-coil domain containing 149. The transcript has 13 exons. Lineage: Eukaryota; Metazoa; Chordata; Aves; Passeriformes; Maluridae. The coding region runs from base 187 to 1902 and encodes 571 amino acids. The record is from RefSeq and is a predicted model, not a curated record.